Messenger RNA from Cucurbita moschata (crookneck pumpkin), 2688 nucleotides. RefSeq names its product ATP-dependent zinc metalloprotease FTSH 4, mitochondrial. Gene Ontology annotation, cellular component: chloroplast thylakoid; membrane. Bases 244 to 2394 code for a protein of 716 amino acids. The record is from RefSeq and is a predicted model, not a curated record. The transcript is spliced from 7 exons. Gene Ontology annotation, molecular function: ATP-dependent peptidase activity; ATP binding; metalloendopeptidase activity. NCBI's taxonomy places the organism in Eukaryota, Viridiplantae, Streptophyta, Magnoliopsida, Cucurbitales, Cucurbitaceae. Gene Ontology annotation, biological process: proteolysis.
UAAAAUAUUUGAUAUUGCCCUGUAAUGGUCAGGAAGCGUUGCGACAAUCGCAGAACCCAUCUGACUGGAGUAGAUUCUCCUCCCUAACCUCUUCGUCACCUUCAUUUAUCUCAAUCUCCAUUCCCUUUCUUUCCGCCCCUAAUUUCUUCAACCCCGAAACGAACCUUUCUUCUCCGGCCUUGCGCGGCGCGUCCCAGUGUUGAGAAUCGCGGAGAUCUGUGCUUUUUCGUCGUCCGAUAAGGAAUGGCUUGGAGGCAUCUUAUCACCCGGGUUUCGAGGAAUAAUUUGGAAUUCGGACAGUUAAAGAAUGCGUUGAUUAAUGCAUAUUAUCCCGUCAAUAAGGGCGGAGUUGGUGGUGGAGUAUAUCAAUUAUUGACGUCUCAGAAGAGAUAUCAGUCCAGCUAUGUCGGGAACCUAGCUCGAAGAGUGCGGGAUGCAGAUGAGGCCAGUGAAGUUGCUCAUCUUAAAGAACUCUUCCGUCGAAACGAUCCUGAAGCUGUCAUAAGAUUAUUUGAAACUCAGCCAUCGUUGCACCACAAUGCUACUGCCCUUUCUGAAUAUGUUAAAGCAUUGGUGAAAGUUGACAGGCUGGAUGAAAGUGAACUACUUAAGACAUUGCAGAGAGGCAUUUUAAAUGCAUCUAGGGGAGAGGGAAGCAUUGGUAGCAUAGCGGCUUUCAGUAAUGUUGGUAAACAGUCAAAAGACGGUAUUCUUGGAACCUCAAGUGCUCCCAUCCAUAUGGUGGCGUCUGAAGGGGGGCAAUUUAAGGAGCAGCUCUGGCGUACAAUUCGCACUAUUGCACUGGCUUUUCUAUUGAUUUCUGGUGUAGGAGCACUCAUUGAGGAUAGAGGAAUUAGCAAAGGUCUGGGUUUGAAUGAAGAAGUGCAACCUAGCAUGGAAUCUAAUACAAAAUUCAAUGAUGUCAAGGGUGUGGAUGAGGCCAAGGCAGAGCUUGAAGAAAUUGUUCACUACCUUCGAGAUCCCAAGCGGUUCACUCGUUUGGGCGGCAAACUCCCAAAAGGUGUUCUACUUGUUGGUCCACCUGGAACUGGCAAGACAAUGUUAGCAAGAGCAAUUGCUGGAGAAGCUGGGGUACCAUUCUUCUCCUGCAGUGGCAGUGAGUUUGAAGAGAUGUUUGUUGGUGUUGGGGCUAGAAGAGUGAGGGAUUUAUUUUCAGCUGCAAAGAAGAGGUCACCAUGUAUUAUUUUCAUUGACGAGAUUGAUGCCAUUGGUGGAAGCCGUAAUCCCAAGGACCAACAGUACAUGAAAAUGACUCUUAACCAGUUACUCGUUGAACUUGAUGGUUUCAAGCAAAAUGAAGGAAUAAUUGUCAUUGCAGCAACCAACUUUCCAGAGUCUUUGGACAAGGCAUUAGUAAGACCGGGUCGAUUUGAUCGGCAUAUUGUUGUACCUAACCCAGAUGUUGAAGGACGAAGGCAGAUCCUGGAGUCACAUAUGUCCAAGAUAUUGAAGGCAGAUGACGUCGAUAUGAUGAUCAUUGCUAGAGGAACUCCUGGUUUUUCUGGUGCUGAUCUUGCAAAUUUAGUCAACAUAGCUGCUUUAAAGGCUGCAAUGGAUGGUGCUAAAGCAGUGAGCAUGGAUGAUCUGGAAUUUGCAAAGGACAAGAUUAUGAUGGGAAGUGAGCGCAAGUCUGCUGUCAUUUCUGAUGAGUCGCGAAAAUUGACUGCAUUCCAUGAGGGUGGGCAUGCCCUUGUGGCAAUUCACACCGAUGGAGCGCUUCCAGUUCAUAAGGCCACAAUUGUUCCAAGAGGAAUGGCUCUUGGCAUGGUUGCACAAUUGCCCGAUAAGGAUGAGACUAGUGUCUCCCGGAAACAGAUGCUUGCCCGUCUCGAUGUUUGCAUGGGAGGGCGAGUUGCAGAAGAGCUCAUUUUUGGAGAAAAUGAAGUUACUUCUGGUGCCUCAUCUGAUUUGCAACAAGCAACUUCUCUUGCUAGAGCUAUGGUUACCAAGUAUGGAAUGAGCAAAGAAGUUGGGCUUGUCGCUCACAAUUAUGACGACAAUGGGAAAAGCAUGAGCACAGAAACAAGGCUUCUUAUUGAAAAGGAAGUGAAGAACUUCUUAGGAGCGGCGUAUGCCAAUGCAAAAACAAUUCUUACCACCCAUAACAAGGAGCUCCAUGCCCUUGCAAAUGCUUUGCUCGAGCAUGAAACACUCUCUGGUAGUCAGAUUAUGGCUCUUCUUGCACAAGUAAACUCUCAGCAGCAGCAGCAUCAACAACAACAUCAACAAUUAGUUUCCACUCAGAGUAGCUCGCAGUCCAACCCUGUGCCACCCUCAGCACCAAACCCUGCUGCAUCUGCGGCCGCCGCAGCCGCGGCCGCAGCGGCAACUGCUGCAGCCAAGGCUAAAGGCAUUGCUCCUGUUGGAUCUUAACAGUAUGAUCCCUUUCAGUUGCGCUCUUUUUUCCUAUUCAUUGUGAAUAUAGUAACUUCCCUGCUGCCUUGUUGUCUCUUUUUUGGGUGAUUGUAGCUGCCACUAAGAUUAUGUAUCACUAUGCAUCUAAUUGUCGAUUGCUAGCUGUAGAAGAGGUGAAUGCAGUCAGUGUUAGCGGUUAGAGGAGUUCAUUGUCUUUUCUUUAUGCUUCUCUUCCAUUGUUUCGAUACUUAAAAAAUAAUUUUCUCACAUACAUACGUUGAAAAGUACUUAUAAGGCUCCCAUCUCAGUUGC